AUGCAAUCCAGCUUGUUGAUCAGCGUUCUCAUUGUCUGCAGCGGUGUCAUCGCUGUACCUACCUCCCGAGGCAGCGACUACGCUGCUCACGAAUCUUACGGAGAAUCUGAGUCUUACGCGCCAGCCCGUCAGUCGUACGCACCAGCCCACGAGUCGUACGCGCCAGCCCAUGAGUCGUACGCGCCAACCCAUGCGUCGUACUCCGCACCACCCAAGCCAGCACCAGCUCAACACCCAUCGUACACAGAGAAGCCUGCCCAGCCCCGACCUGCCCCUCAACACCCUUCUGGCACCGUCCAAUCCCCUACAUUCCACGCCCCUGGACCCGUCCGUCUCCCAUCUGGCCCAGCUGUUGGAGGUUUCGGAAAUGGUGGUGGCAUGAUCCCUGGAAUUGGUCUCGGAGGUCUAGGAUUCGGAGCUAACGCCGAUGUUAAUGUUGGAGGAGGCCUCGGUGCAGGAAUUGGAGGUAUCUUCUCGGGCAGUACAGAUCUCGCCUCGGGCAUCAGCGGCAACGUCAUGGGCAACGUCGGUGUCGGCCUCGGCGGUCUCGCAGGAGCCGGUAUCAAUGCAGGCGCCCAUGCGGGAGUCGGUGUUGGUGCUGGAGCCCGCGUUGGAGCCGGUGUCCACGCCGGUGCGAACGUAGGAGCUGGUGCUCGUGUUGGAGCCGGUGUAAACGCCGGUGCGAACGUAGAUGUCGGGGCUCGUGUUGGAGCCGGUGUCAACGCCGGUGCCAACGUAGGAGCUGGCGUCGUGGGUCCCAUUGGAGUCGGAGUUGGCGCUAAUGUCGAUGCAAAUGUUGGUGUGGCCCCUAUUGGCGCCGGAGCCCACGUUGGAGCUGGAGUCAAUGUUGCUAGCCCCGUUGGUCCCAUCUACGCUGGUGCAAACGUUGGCGCUGGAGUAGCUGUAUAA
This is a messenger RNA of Puccinia triticina, 909 nucleotides long. RefSeq lists its product as uncharacterized. NCBI's taxonomy places the organism in Eukaryota, Fungi, Basidiomycota, Pucciniomycetes, Pucciniales, Pucciniaceae. The record is from RefSeq and is a predicted model, not a curated record. Bases 1 to 909 code for a protein of 302 amino acids. The transcript has 3 exons.